GUGAGACGAAGCUGAAAUAACCGCGUCGUACUUUUUCCGGUCUCGACGAUUUUUUUCCAAAAUUCCCAACAGCCAUGACCGAGUGACAGCGAGUGCGGGAUCGCAAGAAUCCUCCGCGAGUAUCACUAUCUGCGGCUUCCAAGUUAAUCGGAAUAACUGUCGGGAUGUCGAGAUAGCGAGACAAAGCUUUUUCUCUCUGGAGAACCGGACGGUCCAUUUAGAUACCGCGUUCCCUUAUCCCCUUUUUCUUGUUCCGCCGCGGAAGAUCGAAAGGCCCUCGAGUUUGUGAACAUCCCAAAAAUUCACCGACACUAUUCACGACGCUAAAUAUCGAACUAUGUGGAAUAUCUCUCUGACGAAUAAAAAUAGAUUUUUCCGAAGAAUUUAAUUUAAAUAUUUUAGAUUGUAUAUUUUUUCAAAGAAAUUUAAAUACACCAAACUCUUUCUGAUAAUUCGAAACCCGGCUGACUCUAAUUUCUAAGUAAUUCCACUGUCAAAUUUAGAGAAUUUCGAAUUAGAAUCUAAAAAUUGAUAUCUUCAAAUAUUUAACAUCUAACUGAUAAAUUUUGUAUAAAACUUUGAUUUUCUGACUGAACAUCGGAGAUUGUAAAUAUCUGUGAAGAUCUAAAAUCCUGCGCCACGAUUCCGUUAAGUUACCAAUUAUCUGUUUAAGAAUUUUGAAGAACUUCGACGCGAUUUGUGAAAUUUCUGUCAAAUUUCUCAGUGAGGAAAAAUGUCGAAUGACUUGAAUUUUUACAUCCAGUAAUAAAUUAUAAAGCUUCAUAAUCACUGGUCAAUGUUUGUGAAAAUCGAAGUAUCGACCCGCAAGAACGACAGAUUGAAAGCUCCUGCCAUCGUCGGGACGCUCAAUAACCAGGACAGUGUUUUACAAUGGCCAACGAAAGGAUAUCAGGUCGUUACAGAACAUCGUUACCAGUUCCGGGUCAUUCCGAAGUAAAUCUGUGCUCAAUGACGCUCCAGCUGGGCAAAGACAUCAGCAAGACCAGCAUGCCGGUCAUCUUUAACGAGCCGCUUUCUUUCCUGCAACGCGUCGCGGAAUAUAUGGAGUAUGCCGUAUUGCUCAAGCAGGCAUCCCAGCAAGAGUCGUCAGUCUUGAGGCUUCAGUACGUCGCAGCUUUCGCUGUGAGUGCCCUCGCUUCGAACUGGGAGCGCUUUGGAAAACCUUUCAAUCCAAUUUUGGGCGAGACAUACGAGCUGCAACGCGAAGAUUUCCGGAUAAUAUGCGAGCAGGUUUCGCAUCAUCCACCAGUGUCCGCGUUCUACGCCGACAGUGAGGAUUUCAUCUUUCAUGGCAGCAUCCAUCCUAAAUUGAAAUUUUGGGGAAAAUCACUGGAGGUACACCCGAAAGGAACUGUCACGGUCGAAUUACCCAAAUGGAAGGAGUCCUACACUUGGCAAAACGUCAAUUGCAUCCUUCACAAUGUCUUGGUAGGCCAAUUAUGGAUGGAGCAGUCAGGCCCUUUGGAAAUCAGACAGCACGGAGGGGAUAAUUUAAAAGCUAAGCUAUGCUUUGUUAAAAGCACCUUGAAUGGCAAGGAUGUCCAUCGCGUCGAGGGAUUCAUAACAAAUCAAGAAAAAAAAAAAUUACUCUUCCUUUACGGUCAAUGGACCGAAAUUUUACGAUCGUGCCAGCCCUCAUUAUACGAGGAAACGCUGGAGAAGAUCAAAUUAGAGGCCAAAAGCCCACAAGCCAGUCCAGGACAUAAGAAAGUUUUGGCGAAGCUCCACAGUCUCAAAGUUGGAGCUUUCAAGCCCUUGCAUCAGGAUGCAAUAGAGGAACCCUUUGGCAAUACAGUCGUUGACGACAUUCCGAUUGUGGACGAGAUUCCAGGAUCUGUCACUCUGUGGGAAGCUACACCAAGGCCCAGCAAUAGUUCGGAUUAUUAUCAAUUUACGACGUUCGCGAUGUCACUGAACGAAUUGGAAUCUGAUAUGGGAGACAUCCUAUGUCCGACCGACUCUAGAUUAAGACCGGAUAUUCGCAAGCUGGAGAAUGGCGAUCAGGAUGGGGCUGCAUCUGAAAAAGCUAGGCUGGAGGAGAAACAGAGGAAUAGUCGCAAAGUGCGCAAGCAGAAGAAAGGAAACGAAUACGCUCCCAGGUGGUUCCAGUCUGGUAUAAGUCCUUACACUGGCCAAGAAGAUUGGAUAUAUCUGGGCGGGUAUUGGGAUCGUAAUUACACCGACGUCGAGGACAUCUUUUAAUGAAGGCGGAGUUCGUUAUCUUCCAUUAAUCCGACUAACGCUAACCGGAGAUCAGUAAUUGAGCGUCGUUAGUAAAAAAUUACAAAUAAAUUGCCUAAGAGGACAGGUGCGUAGCUCGAUAAUAGACGCCAUUAGAAAUCGAUGUCUUUGUGUAAAGUAAUUAAAAGCAGAUCUUGCGUGCGAGAUUCUUCGAGCGCAAAAUUGGAACUGGGUACUUCAUCCCAUGCUCUUCGCUGUGGGAAGAAAGCGAACAGGAGAUACAAGCAAAUAUCAUUCGAAAACCAAUUUCUGAGAACCAGAAUUUAUGGUUUUCGUACAUUCGAUUGUAUCAUUGAUUCGCGCUUCCUGUCUCCGAUACUAUUUUUAUAAGAGGCCAUGUUGGAUCGGAAAGGCGAUUCUUUCAUAGUAUCCCUGCUUGAAGAAGCCAGUAAGAGACGACAGAAACUGAUUUGAAGUUUAUAUAGGAUCCUCCUUCCUAAGUUUGAAACGAUAUCAUAAUUCAGGAGCACUCUAUGUAACUUCAACACAGACUGUUGUUUCAGUCUAGGUUUCUCGGUUAAACCAUCAAAUAUUUAUCCGCACGUUUAACGCUUUUCUAUCGAUCUGUCAAUUCAGCCAAGUUACGUUUCGACGUUAAUACGAGAAUCGGACUUAGUUCUAUCCGAGGAAAAAAAUAUUCUUGUAUAUUUAUAUCAGAAAUAUACUUAAUAGAAAUGUAGAAGAAAUCUUGUAUCUUAUCAAUUGAGAAUCUGAAAUUUAGA
Molecule: messenger RNA, 2984 nt
Organism: Trachymyrmex septentrionalis
Lineage: Eukaryota; Metazoa; Arthropoda; Insecta; Hymenoptera; Formicidae
Product: oxysterol-binding protein-related protein 2
Exons: 9
Coding region: 892-2223 (443 amino acids)
Cellular component (GO): cytosol; intracellular membrane-bounded organelle; membrane
Molecular function (GO): sterol binding
Source: RefSeq, a predicted model, not a curated record